UGCGGCGCCGAUCCGAGUCGAAGCCCCGCUCAGGUCCGAGUCGAAGCGAAGUCGAAGUCGAAGUCCGAGCCCGCGUCCACCGUCCACCACAAGUUCGUCGCGGAGGCUGUGACAACGACCAACCAUGUUGCCAUCCGCAUCGACGACGAAGAUGAUGGAGCCAGCAGCUCCUGCUGCGCCGUGUGCAUGGAACCCCCGGAGUGGGUGAUCGUCGGCGCGUGCGGACACCGAGAGGUCUGCCUCUACUGCGGCGUCCGCAUGCGUUUCUUCCAAGAUGACCGCCGGUGCUGCAUCUGCCGAGCCUUGUGUGCCACCGUGGUCGUUACAAGAGCUAACACUAACAGCAGGCCGCCGCAACUUGUUGUCGUCGUCGACGACGGCGGCCGCCAAUCAUCCGUCUUCUCGGAGACAUCACCGGCGUUCGGUGGUGUAAGGCUAGCGGGCACUACGCAUCGCUGGUACUACCAUGGCGGCAUGGCAGCGUACUUUGACGAUCGAGCACUCUAUGAGGCCGUGAGGAACAUGUGUUCCAAGCCUUUGCCGUUGCCGUUGCCGUUGCCUUUGCCGUUGCCAGCAGGUGCAGGCAACAACACACGUCAUCGUGCACUUCAAGACCCAAACACGGAUCCAACGUGUUUCGUGCCAUAUCUAGCAUUGACGGCUUUUGUGGGGGCAGCCGGUAGCAUUCCUUUGGUCAUGCAAUACCUUAAGGAUUGGCUUCUUAGAGUUGCAGUUGUAAUUGUGUCUGGCGUCUUAGCGGCGGCAUGGUCAUACUUCCAUUCUAGGAUGUGUACUCCUGAGUCAGAUGCAGAUCGAUCAUGAAAUGUAGCUGUGUACCGUUAUUGUAAUGGUGAGGU
Messenger RNA from Sorghum bicolor (sorghum), 857 nucleotides. RefSeq lists its product as uncharacterized. Gene Ontology annotation, biological process: rescue of stalled cytosolic ribosome; protein ubiquitination. The coding region runs from base 187 to 822 and encodes 211 amino acids. The transcript has 2 exons. The record is from RefSeq and is a predicted model, not a curated record. NCBI's taxonomy places the organism in Eukaryota, Viridiplantae, Streptophyta, Magnoliopsida, Poales, Poaceae. Gene Ontology annotation, molecular function: ribosome binding; ubiquitin protein ligase activity.